ACGGACAAGUUGUUUGUUCCGAGCAAUACGUGUUUGAAGUGUCCAGUGCGAUUUUGGAGUUCUGUACCUUUGUGUCAAGACUUACAGGUUGUAAUUGCUUUUGCUUUAUUAAAUUUGUGAUUGUGCGUAAAACCGUCGAGUACGUUAAUUUUACUAGAACUUUAUUUUCAAGUACACGAUCAGCAAGCAGUAUUUGAAAACAUCAAAGAUGUCUCUCCUACCAUACUUGUUAGAAGAGCUCUCACGCCCCACAGUGUACGAUCAACAUUUUGGUUUGGGUCUAUUCGAUGAUGACAUGAUUAUGCCACGCAAUGCUCUCUACCAGAAUCUUGUGCCUUCGUUGUCGAGACCUUAUCUAAGACCAUGGAGACUUGUUGCUGCACCAGAAAGCGGUCUGUCGUGUGUUUCAAACAACAAUAAUGAGUUUAAAGUAAAUUUGGACGUUCAGCAGUUCAAGCCAGAAGAAGUAUCCGUCAAGGUAGUAGACGACUAUGUGGUGAUAGAUGGCAAACACGAGGAACGCAGUGAUGAACACGGUUACAUUUCUCGCCAGUUUACUCGUCGCUACAAGGUUCCCGAUAACGUCGACCCAAAUGCCAUAACAUCAAACUUGUCUUCAGACGGUGUACUCAGUAUUGUUGCACCCAAAAAGAUGAUCGAAAACAACAAGGAAGCAAGAUCAGUUCCAAUCGUGCAAACUAAUCAACCCAGCAUCAAGGAGGCUCCUAAGAAAGGAAAAGAUGGCACUGAAAAGAUGGAAUCAUAAUUUUUAAUGCUUAAAUUAUUUUAAUGUUUAAUAAUCAGGACUGAAUAUGAGUUAUUACAGGUCAUAAAUAAUUUUUAUUUUUCAUUUUAACUCUUAGAUAUAAAUUUCAUAAAUGUUAAAAACUAAAAAAAUAACGGUAGUUCCUUUUUUGUUCUCAAGAUGUAAAUCGUGUUAUUUAAUAAUGUACUUUGUAUUCUAUAAAAGAUAAAUAAAUGUUUAAUAAGUAAUAACUUA
Messenger RNA from Adelges cooleyi (spruce gall adelgid), 1000 nucleotides. Its product is annotated as alpha-crystallin A chain-like. Gene Ontology annotation, molecular function: protein folding chaperone. The transcript is spliced from 3 exons. Gene Ontology annotation, biological process: protein refolding; response to heat. NCBI's taxonomy places the organism in Eukaryota, Metazoa, Arthropoda, Insecta, Hemiptera, Adelgidae. Bases 209 to 766 code for a protein of 185 amino acids. The record is from RefSeq and is a predicted model, not a curated record.